Molecule: messenger RNA, 3196 nt
Organism: Anneissia japonica
Lineage: Eukaryota; Metazoa; Echinodermata; Crinoidea; Comatulida; Comatulidae
Product: protein PAT1 homolog 1-like
Exons: 17
Coding region: 95-2509 (804 amino acids)
Biological process (GO): P-body assembly; deadenylation-dependent decapping of nuclear-transcribed mRNA
Cellular component (GO): P-body
Molecular function (GO): RNA binding
Source: RefSeq, a predicted model, not a curated record
CUUUGGUUAGAAAUGGAAUAGGCUGCUACAGUGAGGUCUCUUCAAAUGAAAUCGUGUGUGUGGAAAUCCCCGAUCACAAAAUGGAGUUUCCAAAAUGAGUAAUUUUUUUGAAUUUGAUAGCUCUAUGCCUCCUUUGGAGGAGUUUCCAGAAGAUGAAGAAUAUGAUGUUCUUAAUGAUGAAACAUUUGGAUCAGGUGCAGUGGAAGAAUGGCAAGCAGAUGUGGAUGACAAAGGAUUUACAAAGAAUUCUGUAAAGGUGAUAUCCAAGCAUGGAUCAUCGCAGUCCAAAGCAUCCCCAAAUGAUUCCGGGUUUGCAAGUGCGGAACAGUUACAAUUCCAAGAGGAUGAGUUGGAACACAGCAUUUCUCAACUUGUGUUGGAUGAGGACCUAGAUGACCCGGCAAUAAGGAGUGCUACUCGUAAGCAUCCUGCGACUACUUACAUGAGGUCAUCGUCUCCUGCAGCCCCAUUCAGUGAUGAUCUCUUGUCAUCAACCAACAUCUGGGGCUCACCAGCACACCACUCUAGCAAGGAAGAUGAGUUGAAAGCUAUUCUUGGUAUUGGUAGGGACAUGAAUGAUGCAAGGUUACAGGAUUCUGCCAUUAUGUCAGCCAUACCGUCCCAAAAUCGAAUUGUUACAGCCGAAGAACUUGAGAAAGACUUACGGAGUAGAGCACCCCCAGCAAGGUCAGUCUCACCUGUCAUAGGCUCUCCACCUGCUUCGUCCAUGAUGCCUAUCGGCACUCCGCCCAGACACCAGUACAUGCAGAUGACACCAGGUGUAAUACCUGUACAGACUCCACCACAAAUUCUGCCCUCACCUAUGCAGCCAAGCAUCCACCAAUUAACUCAGCAAAUUCUACAGAAGACGGGGGGAAGUGGAAACCCCCAGCAGAUCAACCACAUGAUACAGAGAAUGUUACUUAACAGUGGGCGUGUCUCACCGACUCCAAUAGCUAAUGCCAUACUGGCCAGCUUUGCUCAGGGACACCAGCAAAUGAGUCCUAGGCCAGGCUUUACUAGGUCCCCUUUUCAUCAUUUUCAACAGGGCAGGGUUCCCUCAUCACCCAUGAGCAUGCCAGGUAGAGGUCCAUCCACACCUGGUAUGGGACAUCGCGGUGGUAUGAUGGGCAGUCCACAUCAACAUAGCCCACAUCAACAAAGUCCACAUCAGCAAAAUGCUGUCAGGCACUAUUCAGGAGGCCAUGGUGGUGAUGGGUACAACAGGAAUUAUAAUCAACACAAUUUUCAUUCACCAAAUCAAUAUGGACAGUUUAAUAGGAAUAACAGACAUUUUAGGCCCAACCGAAAUGAGUCUAGAGGCCACCCAUCCAAUCAAAACACUCAUAAUGGAGUUAAUGAUGAAUAUGCAAAUUUGAUGACACAGAAGGAGAAGGAUUGGGUGUUGAGGAUUCAAAUGCUACAGCUUCAGACAGAUGAUCCAAUGGUGGAAGAUUUCUACUACCAGAUGUUUAUACAGAAACAGAAGGCGAAAGAGCAGUGUGUAGAAGGCAUCCAAUCAGAAGGCCAGAAUAAGGAGAAGAAACCAAAGGUUCUACUGCCCCCACCUAAGCUUGAAAUAAGAGAAUACAAACCAAUGCAAUUUUCUGGAGCACUUGGUAAACUGACUGCAGUUAGUGUCAAUAACCCCAGGAAGAUCAUUGAUAUUGACAUGGGCAAUAGCAUUGAUGAAGAUGAGGAUUCAAAAACAAAGGCUGUUAUUCAUUCAAAUAAACAACAAAAAGCAUUACUAAUGAAGAUAGAGAAAUUAUACAUCCUUAUGCUUUCGAUAAAUGACCUGAAACGCCAGCUGGAUGAUGCGAAGGAGGUCACUGACCUUGAAACAUUACGAGCAAAUAGGAAAACGUUGCAGGAGAAGCUAUUUUCUGGUCUUCAUAUCGAACAGCAGCUAAAAGACAGGACUUUGGAUGAUCAAUUUAUAAAUCUUGUUUCUGUGCGAAAGGGGAGAAAGCUGAUUGGUCGAUCCUUAGACGUUCUAGAUUCUCAUUAUUCUUGUUUGGUGGUUGAAGCAGUGCUAAAGAAUCUUAGCAUACUUAUAAAGAGAGAGAUGCAGGAUGCUAAGAAGGAAAUGCAUCAAGAGACGCUACCAGCUAUGUAUCCCCCUUUGUUGAAAGUGAUUCAGUCUGCCGAACUAAGUCAGCUGACCUCAUUUGUAAGUCAACUGAUUUCACAUGAGGAGAAACCUGUUAAACCAACACAAGUUACCAUGGCUCUGCAACAUAAGUUUGGAUCUUCUGUGGUACUUGGCCUAGUAAACCAAGCAGAGGACAUCUAUACCAACAGCUCCUUGGUGGAUAUCGACAAUGCAACGCAAGAGGCCUGGACUAAUAAAGUUAAUGGUUUGGCAAGUGAAAUCUGUGCAAUUGACACAGCAAUAGCACCUUCAUACCAAGCAAAUCCCAAUGCCCUUAAACAUUUUGGUAGAUUCGUCAGCAAGCAUACAUAUAUAGCUUUAGAUAGGCGGUUAGGGUCAUUGAAUUCCAUUUAGAUCUUGACAUAUUUUUGAUGAGAGGAUCUAAAUAGGUAAGUUAUAUACAGACUACUGCAAGAACUUCAGUGACAGGGUUUUAAUAUAUAUAGCAUGCAGCUAGACCUUCAAUAGAAGAACAAAAAUACAAGCAUGUACAAUUUGGUACACAUUUCUACUGGCAGAAAUGAAAAAAGUUAAGAUUUGUUUUAAUUUUUAAUCUUUAUUUUUCAUAUUCAACAGAUGCUCAGGAGGUAGUGGAUUUUUUAUUAAGAUUUGUAAAGAAUAUCUGUUUACAUAUUUUACAAAAGUUAAUGGUAAAUAAUGGUUAUAAUUCUCAAUAUCAUGCUAAAUAAUAUAAACCCAUGAAAAACUUGUAAAAACCACAGUGUCUACCUACCUCAGGCUAAACUUCAGUAGAUACUCCAUCCUGCCAAUAUAUUGACUCUUGUUCAUCUCUAGCACUGCUAACAUGUAAUCUGUUGUGGAAGUUUUUACUACAUUAUGGCUACGUUCAGACUUGGAGAUAAGCCAGACUUGAGUUAAGCCCGGCUCAAUGUUAAGCCCAGCUUAACUUUGCUGGGCGUUCAGACUAGCGGGUUUAGCCAGGCGAGAACCGUAACCAGGAAACAUGUUUCAAAACAUUGCACUCGCAAAACGUACGCUCGCUCAUAGCGUACGUAAUUGAAUGCUGAUUGGUCAUUUCGU